Molecule: messenger RNA, 3642 nt
Organism: Alternaria viburni
Lineage: Eukaryota; Fungi; Ascomycota; Dothideomycetes; Pleosporales; Pleosporaceae
Exons: 7
Coding region: 1-3642 (1213 amino acids)
Cellular component (GO): cytosol
Molecular function (GO): protein binding; 3'-5'-DNA exonuclease activity
Source: RefSeq, a predicted model, not a curated record
AUGUCGGGCUCACUACGCGCAAACCACCACACCAUAUGCAAGUUCAAGAGCCCUACAGACACUCAGUACGUAAGAGUGAGAAACACGAUCAGCCAUUUUGCUAGAGAGGCUUCACCAGCUGAAGCGCCUGCUGUCGAUGUCAUCGAUCGCAUCGAAGACAGCCAAAAGAUCGCCGCAAUUCUGGGCGUCCACGAAGAUACUGAAGACGAUCUCAAAUCCAGACACGGCAGGAUUAUGGACGGGACCGGCCAAUGGCUUUUACAAAAGUCGGACUUCACACGUUGGAAAAGCUCAGUGGGUGACCGAGCUGCUCCGGUCUUUUGGCUAUUCGGACUACCCGCGAGCGGCAAGACGGCUCUUUCCAGUAUGGUGGCACAUCACUUGAAGGACCAACAAGCGAGCUGUCAGCAUCAUUUCUUCUCGACAGGACACCAGACAAAACGAACUGCCGCAUACUGUCUUCGUAGCAUCGCUUCGCAGCUUGCUCAAAAGAGCCAACCUUUCCGAGAAGCCUUGUUCUCUUUCCAUGAUGAAACUGGCAUCAAGUUCACUUCGCAAGAUCAAAACUUUCGCACGAUAUGGGAGAAGGUCUUUGAAGGCAUUAUCUUCAAGAUUGCAUUCACACAGCCACUAUUCUGGAUAAUUGACGGAAUAGAUGAGGCCGAUUUGCACUCACUAGUCAUCAACUCUCUCCUGAGAAUACGGUCGACCACCACUAUCAAGGUCUUCCUGAGCAGCAGGCCCAUGAAGGUACCCACUGCAACUAAGGGCGAAGGAUCUCCGGUCACUGUACGCUUCUUGGCAGAAACCGAUACAGCGAGAGACAUACGAGCAUAUGUGGCCACUUCCAUACGCGAUAUCUUGGCAGCUGCCGAGACUGUUCAACAAGACAUUGUCGACAAGAUACUGGCAAAAGCUUCCGGAUCGUUCCUCUGGGUUCGUCUUUGCUUGAAGUCCCUCCGCCAAAGCUGUCAUACCCGAGAUGACAUUGAUAAGGCCUUGACCGGACUACCAGCGGGCAUGGUGGGUCUUUACGAACAAAUGCUAGCCAAGCUCCUUUCACAGCCUGAAAAGACUCAAAGCCUCGCACACAUGCUACUAUCAUGGGUCAGUUGCAGCUGGCGCCCCUUAAGACUAGAGGAGUUACAGCUUGCUCUCGAACCUACAUUCACCGGCUUUUUGAAUCUUGAAGACACCGUCAAUCAGAUCUGUGCACACUUUGUCACUACUGACAAUGAGGAUGAUCCAAAGUGGCUGCAGUCAUGGGCAAUCGAUCUCAUCAGACUUGUUGGUAAAUUUGGAUUCAUUCUCCUAGCGAAACCACCGGCAAUCUACCGAGAUAUCAUACCUUUCUGUCCGAAAGGUUCGAUGUUCACUCUUACCUAUGGAGAGCGCAAAGCGGGAGAGCUCACAGUUACUGGACUUCCUUCCGAUGGCUGGGACGAUCGCCUAGCUCGUGUCAGCGUAGGCGACGAAUACAUUGCUUCGCAGGCCCAGAAGAUCUUCAUUGGCAAGUCGACGGCGCCAGACGUUCUCGUUCGCCCCGAUGAGCACGACAUGGAGGAUGAGUCCAGCCUAGAUGAACUAAGCUUGGUCUCUAGUGAGCCGACCAUGUCUCAGAUCGACAAUACCAAGGCCUUCGUAUCGGCGAUUGCCAGUAGCGGAUCUGAUGCAUAUUACUGUUGCGGGAGGGACGAUGGCUCGGUUAUCAUCCACGAAGUUGCAAUUGGUACCCCAAUCCGCAAAGUCUACACUCACUCAUCGACCACAUCCGUACUUUGUAUGAAAUGGUCACCAUCCGGGCGAUACAUGGUAUCGAGCGACGACUCUGCUCGCGUCAUCGCAAAGCGAUUAGAAUCGAAGGCCAAGGACCAGUGGCGCGUCUACCCGGUGCUAGAUGCGCGGGUGUCAGAACCCGUACAUCAAUUCGUCUUUAGUCCAGAUGAGCAAUAUCUGCUGAUAUCGACGUCAUCAACCGAUCAGCUAUACGACACACGAUCAAAGGAGCGGCUGUGGUUCAAGGAUUGGGGAUCCAGACAGCGCCGCUGUUGGGUACAGGAUCCUCUAGAUAUGGCGUCACUCAUCUGGCUUGAGCCCCAAUUACUAACAAGCUACCAAUGGUCUACAAUGAGCAUACAAGUCAGCGUUGCGAUCGAAUCCGAGCCGGAACUAGAACCGGAAGAGUGUUCAGAGCCGCAAAAGCAUGAUCACAUCGAGAAGGUCGUGGUGUGGGCGGAAGCCGUCCCAUCAAGUGGACAGAUCUUGUACGGCACUCUACCAGCGAGCCAUUAUCAGGGAGUCGUAUCGCAACUCUCUCAUUCUGGUCUCCAUGUGGAAGCGAUAAGAAUGUCUCGCACAAUCGAAUCACGAAUCGCGUCCUUUAGACCAGAAUGCACACCAGAACUCGCUCGACGCGCGAAACGACUAGUAGGUAUCACAAAAGGAAGAGUCGCAUACUUAGACCACGACAAUCAGCUUUGUACUUGGGAUCUAGACAGCGGUAUAGAUGGCAUGCAAAAGCAUUUCUUCCUGCCGCGGGAUUGGCUCGAUACGAGCUCGUUAGAGACAGCUCUGAUCAACGAAGAAGGGACGUUCUUCUGUCCAAAGGGAGGUUACGUGGCUGUUGUUCGGAAUGGGUUAUCUUUACAUACAAUGUCAACCCCGACGCUACUAGAGGGGUUUCCCGGUGAAGCACCCUCUGCGCCUUCUACGAAACUCCGGUACGCAGACGUCGCCAUAACCGCAACCGCCAAAGAGUUCGCCGGCAUCUACCGGGGCAAACAAUACCAUGAGCCUGACUUCGAUGCCGUGCUCGACCGCGCACUGGCCGCCGGAGUAGAGAAAAUCAUGCUGACAGGCAUGUACGCAUCUGACGCGUCUUUCAACCUCGACAUAGCGCGACAUCGGCCCGAGCAAUGCAGAGUCACAAUCGGUGUUCACCCAUACCAUGCCGUCGAAGCUGAUGAGGGCGGAGAAGAAUACUACAAGGGCCUGUCCGAUAGCAUCACGACGACCAUGAUUGAAGAGCCCCACCUCCUAGCCGCUUUCGGAGAGCUCGGCCUCGACUACGACAAGCUGGCCGAAGCCCCAAAAGACGUUCAGAUACGCGUGUUCAAGCGCCAGCUCGAUAUGAUUGUGAGCGCGGGAUGGAAACUACCCCUCUUUCUUCACUGUCGCGCCGCGUUCGAGGAUUUCGUUGCUAUACUUGAACCUUACAUGGACCGGCUGCCUUUACGAUCCGGCCUAGUCCACUCUUUCGUCGGUACCACAGCGCAGAUGCAGAGUUUGAUCGGUAUGGGCCUACAUCUUAGCGUCAACAACUUUGCUAUCAGAGACCGCGAUAGCUUGGAUAUGAUCAGGCAUGUACCGUUGGAUAAGCUGCAGAUUGAAACGGAUGCCCCUUGGGGCGAUAUUCAAGCGUCUAGUGACGUAGCAAAGGCGUAUUUGAAGAAAACGACAAAGUGGUCCUGGGGAAGUAAGAAGAAAGAUAAGUUCACUAUGGGCGAUAUGGUCAAGGAGAGGAAUGAGAGUUGCAAUGUGGAGAAGGUGGCGCUGGUUGUUGCGGGGAUUAAGGGUGUUGCUGUUGAGGAAGUUGCGGAGAGCACGUGGAGGAAUAGUGUUGGAAUGUUCUUUUUGCGUUAG